Hirsutella rhossiliensis is the source of this 549-nucleotide messenger RNA. RefSeq lists its product as uncharacterized. Bases 1 to 549 code for a protein of 182 amino acids. The transcript has 3 exons. Lineage: Eukaryota; Fungi; Ascomycota; Sordariomycetes; Hypocreales; Ophiocordycipitaceae. The record is from RefSeq and is a predicted model, not a curated record.
AUGGAGAGCCUCCAGCUGUCCCAGGUGCUCGCUGACUUGAGCAACCUCGGCGCUGCUGAACCCCAAGCUGCCGCUGCCAUUGUCAACGCUAGUAUUCCCACCAUCAACACCGAGUUUGCCAAGACGCAACCAAAUGCCGCCUCCGCCUCGCAGUCCGCCUCCCAGCGUCCGUCCUCGAUGAAGCGGGCCUGGUCCUCCGAGCCCGGUGCGCCGCCCAAGUUUGACAAGCUGGGCCGUCGCAUUCUCAUCAACUCACCCGCCUCCCGGCCAACCUCGCGAGCUGGCUCAGCGGCCAACUCAACUCCGGGCACUCCGCGUCGAACCGACUUUGACAUGGACGAAGAUUUCGAGCGGGCCUCAACUCUCAUGGCUCUCUACGACAUCCGCGCCAAGAUCAAGCAGCAGGACAACAGCAGCCUCAUUAGGGCCCGCGAGAAGAUCAACGCCCUCGCUGCCAAACAGCAGGCGCAACAGGCGGCAGAGCGCAACAUGAAGACGGCAGAGGAGCUCCGCCGAAAUCGGUACUCUUUUCCCAAGACGAGCACUUGA